This is a messenger RNA of Toxorhynchites rutilus septentrionalis, 1788 nucleotides long. RefSeq lists its product as uncharacterized. The record is from RefSeq and is a predicted model, not a curated record. The transcript is spliced from 3 exons. NCBI's taxonomy places the organism in Eukaryota, Metazoa, Arthropoda, Insecta, Diptera, Culicidae. The coding region runs from base 1 to 1788 and encodes 595 amino acids.
AUGGCAGAAGCAGGAUUUCCCCUACGAAAAUGGAAUUCAAAUCAACGUGCCGUUCUAGAAGACUUGAAUCAUGGUGAAACCGAUCCAUCAACAACACUUCAUCUAGUGUCAGAAACGACAGUCAAAACUCUGGGAGUCGUCUGGGAGACGGAACCAGACUUACUAUGCAUUGAUGUACGAGCCACAACUAACAACGAUGAUUGGACGAAACGAAAAAUCUUUUCUGCAAUUGCCCAACUUUACGACCCGCUCGGGCUCGUGUCACCGAUUAUAUCGUGGGCAAAAAUCCAGAUGCAAAGAUUAUGGUCGGCAGGUAUCGGAUGGGACGAUCCCGUGCCAAAAGAAAUCGCAGCACGGUGGAGAGAAUUUUAUGCCCAGCUAGCAGUUUUGAAAAACUUUAAAGUACAUCGUUGCUUUCUAGCACCACAACAAAAGGACGUGCAGUUUCACGUAUUUAGCGACGCCUCUGAAGCAGGCUAUGGUGCGUGUAUCUACGCUCGAUCAUCGACCAGUGAGGAUGGCAAAAUAAACAUACAGCUCAUCGCUUCGAAAUCACGCGUAACACCACUAAAACGACUCAGCCUUCCGCGAUUGGAGCUAUGUGCUGCACUAUUAGGAGCGAAACUCUACGCUAAGGUCUCUGCAGCGCUGGGAAUGGAGGGAAUUCCUUGCUGGUUCUGGUCAGAUUCGAUGGUUGUCCUGCACUGGAUUCGAGCUCCACCCAAUACAUGGCAAACAUUCGUAGGCAACCGCACUGCAGAAAUUCAACUCCUCACACACGGACACACUUGGAACCACGUGAAAGGACCUGAAAACCCUGCUGAUCACAUUUCACGUGGGCUACUGCCGAACGAUUUCGUCCCACUUGAGAGCUGGCGUGUGGGUCCAGCUUGGCUGCAUAAGAAGGAAGACGAAUGGCCGAAACAAACACAGCUACACCCACCUGACGAUGGAAUUACUGAACGACGUAAAACAGUGCUGACAUUAAAUGUCCCCGAACCAUUCCACUUGUUCGAACGUUAUUCAUCCUUUCAGCGUCUGGUGAGAGUUACCGCCUACGUCCUCCGCUUUAUUAACAUGUGUCGACUCAAAAGCAAAAUCGUAGAACCAUUCCUGACUACAUCGGAGCUAGGAACUGCAAAAGAUUCAUUGGUCAAAUGUGCGCAAUCAGAAGUUUUCUCUGAGGAGAUCAAAUCCCUCAGAAAGAAUCAAAUUGUGUCGAAAAAAUCUUAUCUCAAAUUGUUACAUCCAUUCCUUGAUGAGAAAGGCAUACUUCGGGUUGGUGGCCGGCUCAAGCAUUCCACACAACAUUACCAAACCAAGCACCCUUCAAUUCUGCCAUACAAACACCCACUAUCGCGUCUCAUUGCAGCGCAUUUCCACACCCAAACCCUACACUCAGGUCCCCGCAUGAUCCUGGCAUCCAUGCGUCAGCAGUUCUGGCCAAUCAGAGCCUGUAGGGCAACUACCGACAGCACGCACUAUCCCUGGCAGACCAUUCACGAUCACCGGAGUAGACUACUGUGGUCCAGUUUAUCUCAAGCCCGUACACCGCCGAGCAGGGUAGAUCACUUCACCGGAUACGUGCCCAUUACCCACCGUCGUUCACUUCCGCUGCAUCACCACACCGGACCAAACAAUGGCUGCAACUACAGUAUGGCUCUCUGCCGGAUAGAAACGAAAGGGGCCUCCAAUGCUGUGCGGCCGCUUUGCAUCGAUGGCCGCAGGGUAUUAAAAUUUUACGACUUUCGACCAUCGCAGCAGAUCGACCGAACGACUGGAGGAUGA